Molecule: messenger RNA, 1309 nt
Organism: Seminavis robusta
Lineage: Eukaryota; Bacillariophyta; Bacillariophyceae; Naviculales; Naviculaceae
Source: the annotation of a GenBank genome assembly
UAGUAAGACGCACACUUUUCCUAUUUUGACAAUCCGAAUGUUGGACAAAAAAAUCCGAAGGCGAACCUUCUCAAACCACCACCAACGACCAACGACAUCUUGUGCGGGUUGACCAAGAAGGCCCACAUUAUUCCAAUGCUCUCGGUCCUUCCAGCGAGGUAGCUAGCUAUUCUGUACCGGUACCAAUAAUAUAAGUAGAUCCACCAACCACCAUGACAAUCCUUCAGAGUGCAGAGAACCGACAAGCCAAUGGAGAAGAAAUCCAGACGGACCUCGUCUCCAAACGCCAAGACAACGACAACACAUCCGAAAAACAAGCCGUGGAUGGGGAAAACCAAGCCAGCAGCACCCAACAAACCAAUGCUACCUCCUUUGUACGCUCGGGUGUAAAGGAAGAAAUUGCCAAACAAGUAGUCCGAAAGAAACUUGCCAAACUGCGACAUUUGAUAUUGGAAAAAGCCAUUAGCCCGGAAUACCUCGAUUCGCUAUUUCCUCCAUUGCUACAACUCUUCCAUCCCCAACCGGUCGUCUACAAUGGUGGCAUUGCCAAUGUCCGGAAUUGGAAAAUAUCCUGCUAUUUGGAAGUCAUGGAUGGAGGAGUCCCGACCACGGAUCCCAAUGUGGAAUUGUUGGAAUUAUUCCAUCCGCUGUUGGACCAGUGCGAUGAUCUAUUCCUCUAUUGGUUUCGACAAAAGAGAUCCUGCAACACGGGGAGUGUCAAGGACAAAGAAAUCAAGUGUCGCCGAUUAAUGACAUUUAUCACACGGUAUACACCCGCGCCUGGGGAGCAGGCGUUGUUAAAGCAUGUCGAUGGAUCUGGCAAAGUCGACGGAUCCGUCGUUGUGGCGCUGCCGAUUGAUAGAUGGUCUGCUCCCGAAAGUGAAAACAGUUUUGUCGGUCAUGGUGGCGGGCUCACUUUCUGGGAUGGUCGCAAUCGAGAGACUGGAAAACCCAAUGAAAUUCACUAUGAAACGCGAUCUGGAGAUAUCGCAUUUAUUGAUAGGGCUGUUUGGCAUCAGGCAGAUCCCAUCACAAAAGGUACCCGAUGGGCACUCGUCAUCUUUUAUAAAGUGUAUUAGUUUUAGCUAGAUUAGUAGCCCUCCUCGGGGCCUUUCCUGGGUGCCGAGUGGAUCAUCCAAGAGCGGAGAUAGAUCGUCACCUUACUUUGUUGGCGAUUGGCAAGACCUGUAGAAAAAUGCAGGACAAGUAUAGAAUAGGACGAGUACAGUAAUAGUAGAUGUUGUGUUGCAAUUGUUUGAUGGACGCAUUAGACUGUCAGGGACCAAAUCUGCAUUGGAGUUCUCGUGGC